This is a messenger RNA of Labrus mixtus (cuckoo wrasse), 3175 nucleotides long. RefSeq names its product glucocorticoid modulatory element binding protein 1 (gene gmeb1). Gene Ontology annotation, cellular component: nucleus. Bases 247 to 2043 code for a protein of 598 amino acids. The record is from RefSeq and is a predicted model, not a curated record. Gene Ontology annotation, molecular function: DNA-binding transcription activator activity, RNA polymerase II-specific; RNA polymerase II cis-regulatory region sequence-specific DNA binding. The transcript is spliced from 10 exons. Lineage: Eukaryota; Metazoa; Chordata; Actinopteri; Labriformes; Labridae. Gene Ontology annotation, biological process: positive regulation of transcription by RNA polymerase II.
CGCAGAGAAUGGAGGGGCAACGCCGUCGCCGCGCCGUUGUUUGCUGUACGUGCCGCCGCACAGGGAGACGUCAUUUUGAGGGGGAGCGGAGAGUUAAAAUGCAGAGUUACGAAGGGACGUACGGUUCAGAGACAAGCGGCACGUAACCGUCACGGUGAAAAUGCAAAAAGCUUUAACCGUCUCGAUGAACAAACUGGACAGCUGUUAUAUGAAAGCAGCCCCCCUCUGCAUUCUGCUCUGAGUGUGAUGGCGACCAAUGAAGAGGUCACGAUUUCGAUGGCCGAGGUGGUGAUGAUGAAGGCUGAUAGUGAAGAAGACCCGAAUAAGACUCAGGUCAUCCUCCAGCUCCAGCCAAUCACCACUGGAGAUGAAUCUGCUGAAACAGACGCCGCUGUCAUGGCCGUUGAAGCACAUCCCGAACCAACUGAGGGAGAAGACGUGGAGAUUGGCUGUCCGAUAACGUGCGGUGACUGCAAAGCUGUGUUGCUAGUGAAGAAGUUUGUGUGCCCGGGAAUCAAUGUGAAAUGUGUGAAGUAUGAGGACCAGCUGAUUAGCCCGAAGCAGUUUGUCCACAUUUCUGGAAAAGCCACUCUGAAGGACUGGAAGAGAGCCAUCAGGAUGGGCGGAGUCAUGCUAAGAAAAAUGAUGGAUUCGGGUCAGCUGGACUUCUACCAGCACAGCACACUGUGCACCAACACGUGUCGCAGCACAAAGUUUGACCUUCUGAUCAACAACACACGCUUCCCUCCUGAUGGCUCGGGACUGACCACACCGACGUCCUCUCAAACUCAAGUGGUUCUUGGUAAUGGCGGGGCCAUGGGGGAGGACAGAGCCGAGGUUCUGAGCGGAAAGGUGGACUGGAGCUUGAGCUCACUGGAGUCUGCAGACAAGAAGGAAUCUAACGAGAUCUCAGAGGACACGCUGAACUUCUGGAAGGGCAUUGCUGACGUGGGUUUGCUCGGUGAAGUGGUCACUAACAUCAGCACGGAGCUGCAGGAGCUGUUGAACGGCGUGCAGCAGCGCAAAGAGCCAGCUGCUUUACAGGAAACCGAUUCCUGUCUGGUAGAGGUGGCAGUGCUCAGUAACCUGGCCCAGGUGUUCGGCCUACUCGACUCGGUGAAGAAGAUGCUGGAGAGGAGGAGGCAGCAGACGGAUCCCUGUCAGGAGCAGAUCCUCAGCACACUCAGCAACCUGGAGGUGCAGCUGGAAGAGCAGAGGAAGCAGCAGCAGGUGCAAGCUCUCCUGUCCUGUCCUCAGCCGGCCAAAAACAAAACUCCCACCAAGCGUCAGACCAAGCGACCUCGUCUCCAGAGGCCCGCCUCCACAACCACCCUCCUGACCUCUCCCAUCAGCCAGCAGGCCACCCUGCAGCCACAGCAGUUCACCGUUCUCUCCCCCAUCUCUCUGUCCUCUGUGGGUCAGCCUUUCACCAUGGCCGGCCUGCCCAUCGCCUCCCUGGCUCAGUCCUCUAACACAGUCACCCUGCUCCCCGCAGGCUCGCAGCUCUUCACCCGCUACAUGGUGGCCGGGGACGGAAAGACGGACACUAUCACCUUGCAUCCAUCCUCUGGCCUCACACUGGUGGGCACCACCCCAAUGCAGGACUCCAGCCAGCUGGGCACUAUGGUGAGCCCCUUAGAGUUAGUGCACUUGAGCCAGCAGGCUGGGGGGGCAGAGAUGGUGCCCAUAGAAGGCCAUGUGGUGGACAGCACCAUGCUGGUACAGCAGGAGGUGAUGCAGGGCGAGGUGGAGGCUGGCCAGGAGCACACGGUCAUUGAGAUUAACCCAGCCCCGAUGGAGCAGGCAGUGGGAGUGAUGGAGCUGCAGCUAAGCGGGGAGUCGGGAGGGGAUGGAACCACCAUGAUGGUCCCGAGCGGGAUGGAGGUGACGAUGGCAGCAGGGGUGGAGGAGACACAGUGCCAAAUGCAGGAGGCGCAGACUGAAGGGGUUCAGGGGCUGCAGCUGGAUGCCAGUGGACAGUUGUCAGGUGUACAGAUCGUGGUCAUAGAAGAAAAUACUCAGGAAGAAAACAAGGUCAAAUGAGCUGUGCCUCCUGUUUUACCCUGCAGAGCAGGAGUGGACUCAUCCAGCUCUUGCAGACUCAUGAAACUGUAAAUAUAUAAAAUCUCCAAAUCCACAACUCGCCUUGGCCUCCACCAAGCACUAGGGUAGCCAUUUUUUUCUAUUUUGGUGUGCGUGUGCACAAGCAUCUCUCAACUCCUCGAUGAUUUCAAUUGAAACAAAGCAUCAAAACAAAGUAUAUACUGUAUGCUUGUGUUAGAUUAGUAUUUAAAUGAUAAUUCUUGUUAUUACAACUCAGGUCAAAGGUUUCUUAGCAUCUUUCCAAUUGUUACAUGGUGGUCACCAAGUUUACUGCUGAGAUAUGAGAAUGUUUUUCUAAGUAGAAGUCAGACUGGGGAAACAAACAAGUUGUCAGACAUUUCAGACGAACAUAUUUUGAAUGAAAAAACAUUGUUCAUGAACAUCCUCCGCUGUUUGAACUUCCUGCUCGCAGCCAGCUGUACAGAGAUGAACAUUUUAGUUGGCCUCACUUGAAGCAAUGUUUUGGCAAACAAAAGCUUAACAUGAUUAUCAGACUAUUUUAUGGUAACAGCCUUAAAGGAAUGGAUUUUGAUUUAGCGAUAAAUAUCUCACCGAUAAAUUAGCAAAUGUGCCAAAUCAAGAAACGUCCACACAACUAGUUGUUGUUUCUCAUCAGUGACAGGUUUGGAUCUUUAUUGUAAGUGUUGGACAAUAUCACAGGAAGGAUCCCCGCUGACAUAGAACAGUUUGUUAAAUUUCUAACCAGUACCAGAUGUUGUCGCUCCAACAAAGUCCAUCGGCAAAAACAAGUAUUUUACAAAACGGGACAAUGAAAUUUGUGUUUUGAUGUCCCCUGCCUCAGUUGUUGCUGUUAUUUGGUGAUUUUAAGAACAUGAAUUAACAAACCAAAUGAACAGGUAGACCAGCAGCAGCAGAUUUUUUUUACAGUGGAGUCCGGUGUUUUUGUUUAAGAAGGGAUCUAUUUCUGUAUGUGUCCUUUCUUUAAUGUUGCUUCAGACACGAUGAAUAAUAAUAUUAACUGGUCAGUGGUAAAAAUACUUGUAUGCCACAUGGUGCUGCUGUGGGCAGUGUUGUGUGUGUAUAUAUAUAUAUAUAUAUAUAUAUAUAUAUA